This is a messenger RNA of Bufo gargarizans (Asiatic toad), 652 nucleotides long. RefSeq names its product otoraplin (gene OTOR). Lineage: Eukaryota; Metazoa; Chordata; Amphibia; Anura; Bufonidae. The record is from RefSeq and is a predicted model, not a curated record. The transcript is spliced from 4 exons. Gene Ontology annotation, molecular function: protein binding. Gene Ontology annotation, biological process: cartilage condensation. The coding region runs from base 29 to 430 and encodes 133 amino acids.
GCAAUCUAGGGAGGAAAUAUUGGGAGAAAUGUCUCUGGUUGUUUAUUUUGUGGUUAUAUUCUUAUGUCUCGGAUUUAUGGAUCAAGAGGCAAAUGGAGCUUUCAUGCAGAAGUUGGCAAAGAAGAAACUUUGUGCUGACGACGAAUGUGUUUACGCUAUAUCCCUUGGGAAGGCUUUGGAUGAUUACAAUGCUCCAGACUGCAGAUUUAUAAACAUCAAGAAAGGCGAACUGGUCUAUGUCUACACUAAGCUAGUAAAGGAAGAUGAUGAUGCAGGAGAAUUCUGGUCUGGAAGUGUUUAUAGUGACCAGUACAGGGAUCAGAUAGGACUUGUUGGCUAUUUUCCAAGCAGUCUCAUUAACGAGUUGAAUGUCUACCAGGAUUCUCUUCAAGAAUUUCCUACAACGGCUAUCGAUUUCUACUGCGAUUAAAAAAGAAAAGAAUGAGUGAAAAGCUAUGAAAAUACUACAGUAGUUCAUCCGAAUGAUAUUGCAUGCAAUAGAAAAUACCUUUGUAGUUUUUCUUGGUUUCUCCUUGUUUUAACUUUUGUAGUAUGUAAACCAAUAAAAAGGGCAUAUCUUUAUGCAUUCAGCAGACAAAACUUCAGUUUAAGUUGAAAUCAUGCUAGAAGCAUGGUAUAUUGAAUGUCGAAA